GAGACCUAAAGCUGUUUAGGGGUAAGGUUCUAGGCCACACAUUAUGAUUGUUCAGUGCUCUCUAGUGAAAGGUCCACAUUUGCACUUUGGUUGCACAGAUCUUAAAACCUGUUUUUGUCUUUCUUCAAAGAACCUUAUUAGCAGAAUUUUUCUCUAAGUCCUACACUAUUUCUUAUUAACAGGACAAUGUAUUCCUAAGCCUGAGUUGAUCUUCAAAUUGGAACAGGGAGCAGAGCCAUGGACAGCAGAGGAAACUGCAAACCAGAGUCUGCCAGGUUUCUACAAUGUGGAUGGCAACCUCACUGAACACCAAGAAACAUACUCAGGGAGCAAAUCUUGUAAAUGCCUUGAAAGUCAAAAAACCUUUACUAGCCAAUCAGACCUUCCAGUUCAUCCAGGGACACAUAACCAGAGGAAAGCCCAUAAAAAUGGAGUCAGACAUCUCACAAGCCUUCCAGAAAGAACUCACCUGCUUCAUCUGCCUGAGCUGCCUGACAGACCCAGUCACCAUAACCUGUGGCCACAGCUUCUGUCGAGCCUGCCUCCACCUUUCCUGGGAAGACAUCCAACCUCCUGUCCAAUGCCCUAAGUGUAAGGAACCAUUACAGAAGAAGGACUUGAGAACCAACAUUGUUUUGAAGAAGCUGGUGUCCAUUGUCAGACAAGCCAGCCUCAUGAAGGACCUGAGCUCUGAGGAGCAAAAGUGUGUGACCCACGAGGAUACUAAGAGGAUCUUCUGUGCUGAGAACAGGAUCUUUCUCUGUCCACUCUGCUCAAACUCCCAUGAGCACAGAGGACACAGACACUGUCCCAUUGAAGCAGCUGCUGAGGAUCAAAUGGAUAAACUUUUGAAGCAAAUGACAUCUUUAUGGGAGAAGGUCCAAGAAAAUCAAGAGAAUUUAGAAGCAGAGAACAAAAUGAGAAUCCUUUGGACGGACUACCUGACUUUUCGGGAAGAAAUGAUCAGGACAGAGUAUAGGAAACUGCAUCCAUUCCUCUGUGAAGAGGAAGAGAAACACAUUGAGUCUAUGAGAAACGAAGGCCAAUGUGUUUUAGAGAAACUCAGGACACGUGAAGCCAUGAUGGUCCAAAAGAGCAAAGAACUAAGAGAAAUGUAUCAGGAGCUGCUGGCAAUGUCCCAGGAGCCAUAUGUGGUCCUGCUGCAGGGUUUGGACGAUAUGUUCAGAAGGAGUGAGUCAAUGCAGCUGAGCAUGCCGCAGGCUAUUCAGCCAGAACUCAAUGCCCUACCCAUCACUGGACUGACUGAAAGUUACAACCAGUUCCAAGUGUCCAUUUUCUUUGAUAACGUAACCAUGUUGCAUUACAACAUGAACCUAUUUAAUGCCAUGAGAAGAUUGAGCUUCAGACCUCACCAUAAAGAUACAACUACAGAUUUUGUUGGAUGCUAUUUGGCUUCCUGGGGAUCACAAAGCUUCAUCUCAGGGAAAUAUUACUGGGAGAUUGAUUUGAAGGACUCUUGGGACUGGGCUGUAGGGGUCUGCAAGAAUUCCUACUUAAGGAAUAGAGACCAACUGAUUGAAUCUGAGGGUGAAUUUCUUCUUGUGUGUGUGAAGGAGGGUAAUCAUUACAGUCUCCUCACCACAUGCCCAGUAUUUCAGCACUAUAUAGAGAAGCCACUGGGCCGAGUUGGUGUGUUCCUUGAUUGUGAGGAUGGAUGUUUAAGUUUUGUGAAUGUUGCGAAGAGUUCCCUCAUAUACCGGUACCCUCCUGGCACCUUCAAUUACCCUAUCUUCCCUUUCUUCUCCAGUGGGGAAAUUGCAAUCCAGCACCAUAUUGUUUUUUAA
This is a messenger RNA of Peromyscus californicus insignis, 1805 nucleotides long. Its product is annotated as tripartite motif-containing protein 43-like. NCBI's taxonomy places the organism in Eukaryota, Metazoa, Chordata, Mammalia, Rodentia, Cricetidae. Bases 285 to 1805 code for a protein of 506 amino acids. The transcript has 8 exons. Gene Ontology annotation, molecular function: zinc ion binding; protein binding. The record is from RefSeq and is a predicted model, not a curated record.